AUGGCUAUUGUAAAGAGAGGAGGCCGCUCUAAAGCCAAACAGCAGGAGGCUCCGGCUAGGGCAGGUAUAAAAAAGGCGGAAUUUGACUUGCACAAGAAGAAGGAAGUCGGGGUUUCUGAUCUAACCCUUUUAUCGAAAAUUUCCGAUGAAUCCAUCAACGAGAAUUUGCAUAAGCGGUUCAUGAAUGGAACUAUAUAUACAUAUAUUGGGCAUGUGUUGAUUUCAGUAAACCCCUUUCAAGACCUUGGUAUUUACACCCAACAGACACUAAACAUGUACAAGGGCAAAAAUAGAUUGGAGGUUCCUCCUCAUGUUUAUGCGAUCGCCGAAUCUAUGUAUUACAACUUAAAAUCAUACGGAGAUAGCCAGUGUGUGAUUAUAUCGGGUGAGUCCGGUGCUGGUAAAACAGAGGCAGCAAAGCAGAUAAUGCAAUAUAUUGCCAACGUGUCGGUGGAUGAUCAGGUGAAUUCUGCUACCUCUUCCUCAGGGAUAUCAAAGAUCAAGGACAUGGUUCUCGCUACAAAUCCGCUCUUAGAGUCAUUUGGAUGUGCAAAGACGUUAAGGAAUAAUAACUCUUCUAGACAUGGGAAGUACCUUGAAAUUUUCUUUAAUCCUCAGACCUACCAACCAAUCGCGGCACAUAUUACAAACUAUUUGUUGGAAAAACAAAGAGUUGUUCAACAAAUCACAAAUGAGAGAAAUUUUCAUAUAUUCUACCAGUUUACGAAGCAUUGUCCGCCAAAGUACCAACAAAAUUACGGCAUACAAGGUCCGGAGACAUACAUCUACACAUCAGCCGCUCAAUGUACAACAGCUGAUGGUAUCGAUGAUGGGCAUGAUUUUAACGAAACUUUGCGUGCAAUGGAUAUCAUUGGAUUGUCUGAGUCGGAACAGGAUGAUAUUUUUAGAAUGUUAGCUGCGAUUUUGUGGAUUGGAAACAUAUCGUUCGUCGAGAACGAAGAAGGAAAUGCCGCUGUUAGGGACGAAAAUGUGACAAAUUUUGUGGCUUAUCUAUUGCAGGUCGACUCUGAGCUCUUAAAAAAAUCAAUCGUGGAACGAAUCAUUGAAACGUCACAUGGCAUGCGAAGAGGUUCAACUUAUCAUGUUCCUCUAAAUAUUGUCCAAGCAAUUGCUGUGCGCGAUGCUUUAGCCAAAGGCAUUUAUAACAAUCUUUUCGAAUGGAUUGUGGAGAGGGUUAAUCAAUCAUUAAAGGAACCUUUACAGAAGUUCGAGAAAAAGUCUAUUGGUAUCUUGGAUAUCUACGGAUUUGAGAUUUUUGAGCAAAACUCUUUCGAACAAAUAUGCAUCAACUAUGUCAAUGAGAAGUUGCAACAGAUCUUCAUUCAGUUGACGCUUAAAGCUGAGCAAGAAGAAUAUGUUCAGGAGCAGAUUAAAUGGACUCCAAUCGAUUAUUUCAACAACAAAGUUGUUUGUGACUUGAUUGAGGCAACACGGCCCCAGCCAGGUUUAUUCGCUGCAUUGAACGACUCCAUCAAGACAGCGCAUGCUGAUUCUGAUGCUGCCGACCAAGUUUUCGCUCAACGUUUGAGUAUGGUUGGUGCUAGCAACAAGCAUUUUGAGGAUAGGAGAGGUAAAUUCAUCAUAAAACAUUACGCUGGCGAUGUCACAUACGAGGUCUCGGGAAUGACGGAUAAAAACAAGGACAAUAUGUUGCGCGAUCUCUUGGAGGUUUUGUCAACUUCUGGCAAUUCCUUCGUGCAGAAAGAUCUUUUCCCUCCCAGUCUUCUAGCUGCAGUAACGGACAGCAAAAAGAGACCCGAUACAGCCUCUGAUAAGAUUAAGAAAAGUGCGAAUGCUUUGGUCGAUACAUUAUCGCAAUGUCAACCAUCAUACAUCAGAACUAUCAAGCCCAACCAGACCAAGCGUCCCAAAGAAUACGACAAUCAGCAAGUGUUGCAUCAAAUUAAGUAUCUCGGUCUUAAGGAGAAUGUAAGGAUUCGGAGAGCAGGAUUUGCUUACCGAACAACAUUUGACAAGUUUGUUCAACGAUUCUACCUCUUGUCACCCAAGACUGGAUAUGCUGGAGACUAUAUUUGGAAUGGGGACGACAUUUCUGCUGUGAAGGAAAUCCUAAGGUCGUGUCACAUUCCUCCAAGUGAGUAUCAAAUGGGAACUACAAAGGUAUUCAUCAAAACGCCAGAAACUUUGUUUGCCUUAGAGGACAUGAGAGACAAAUAUUGGCAUAACAUGGCGGCCCGUAUACAAAGAGCCUGGAGGAGAUAUGUGAAGAGAAAGGAGGACGCGGCCAAGGUUAUCCAGGCCGCAUGGAGAAUCAAGAAGCACGGUAACAAGUAUGAGCAACUCCGUGACGAGGGAACAGACAUUUUGGCUGGUCGGAAGCAAAGAAGAAGAAUGUCUUUAUUGGGUUCUCGAGCAUUCAUGGGGGAUUAUCUUGGAUGCAAUGAUAGUAGUGGCUACGGCCGCUUCAUACUCAAUCAAGCAGGCAUCAAUGAGUUUGUAAUCUUCUCCGCGAACGGCGAAAUUUUGUUAUCAAAGUUUGGAAGAUCGUCGAGGAGGUUACCCAGGGUAUUUAUCCUAACAAAAAGCAAUUUAUAUGUGAUCUCUGAAGUGGUCAUUGAUAAGCGACUCAAAUUGCAAAAGGAAUUCACAAUUCCUGUUUCUGGGAUCAACUAUGUGGGAUUGUCAACUUUUCUGGAUAAUUGGGUGGCCGUUUCUUUGCACAACGCGACUGCCGCCACUCCGGACAUAUUCAUCAAUUUGGACUUCAAGACCGAGCUCGUUACCCAUUUGAAACGCUUGAACAGGGGUAUUUCUGUCAAAAUAGGCCCCACUAUCGAGUAUCAGAAAAAGCCGGGCAAGUAUCAUACAGUCAAAAUCAUUGUCGAUAGUUCAUCUGGCAAAUCUGACACAUACAAAUCUGGCAGCAUCAAGGUUGGCGAGGGGCUUCCUUCAUCGAGUCGCAACCCUAAGAGACCGCGCCUGAAGGCUACCGAAGUUGAUUACAGCAAGUAUUACAACCGAAAUGUGAAAUCAACAUCGUAUUCAAAUGCCUAUCAUGGUGAUUCUCUCCUGAAACUGGCUGCAGCCUAUGCCUACCAGAAUUCACAGAAUUCACAAUCUUCUGUUCAAAAUCAAACGCCCAUCACGAAGCAGCACAAGAGGCCGCCCCCGGCACCACCUGGAAUUGCACAAGCUUCUCAUUCACAAGCUCAACUCAAUUCUACUUCUCAGCAGCAUACCAAGGCACCACCAGCGAGGCCCGUCAAGAAAUCUGCAGCACCACGGCCACCCGCGAAGAAAUCAAUAGUUCACGAUACGGCUUCAAAAGCCGAGCAACAGCGUGAAGUUUGCCCUCCUCCUGUCCCCCCUACAUCGCAAUCCCACCAACCUCUCCUGAAGCCUAAAUAUGCGACUUACAAAGUACUUUACGACUAUGAUGGUUCCGUCGCUGGCUCUGUUCCGCUUGUGAAAGAUAGCGUCGUUUACGUGGUAAGUAUAAACGGUAAAUGGGGUCUUGUCAAGGAUCUAAAUGAAACAUCGGAAGGAUGGUCUCCCAUGGAUUAUAUGACGGAGGUAGACCCUCCGUCACAUCUCUUCAACAGUACCUCACCAUCACAAGUCCCAUCAUCACAACCUAAUCAUGAAAUCGAAUCAAACCUGGGCGUUGUGCAAACCAGCCUUCCAAUGAACUCAAAAGCAGGCCUCGGAAAUGGUCUAGCUGACGCAUUGUUGGCAAAGAAAAGUGGUGAUGUCAAUUUAGCGGGAUCUCUUGCUGACGCCUUAAAGAAGCGUAAGGGUGCGACUGGUAAUGAUAGCGAGGAAGAGAACGAAGAUGAUGACGAUUGGUGA
This is a messenger RNA of Candidozyma auris, 3831 nucleotides long. RefSeq names its product myosin 5 (gene MYO5). Gene Ontology annotation, molecular function: actin filament binding; microfilament motor activity; ATP binding. NCBI's taxonomy places the organism in Eukaryota, Fungi, Ascomycota, Pichiomycetes, Serinales, Metschnikowiaceae. Gene Ontology annotation, biological process: endocytosis; vesicle transport along actin filament; actin filament organization. The record is from RefSeq and is a predicted model, not a curated record. The transcript has a single exon. Gene Ontology annotation, cellular component: plasma membrane; vesicle; microvillus. Bases 1 to 3831 code for a protein of 1276 amino acids.